AUGUGGGCAAGGCACUUACUGAGGAGGACAGCCUGCCUCUUAGGGCUGCCUCGUGGACUUCACCAUCGUCCGGUCCUGAGAUACAUCACCGUUGCCCCGGUGAACAGCUCUCUGUUGCAGGAUCCUGGUCAGAGAUCUUCUUGGUGUCGCCUCCAUGCAGGAUCCAAACCUACAGCGCUGUUCAGUCCCUGCAGAACAUUAAAAAGAGAUGCGAAGUCUUCAAUAGACGUUCCUGUCCACCCCAUUACAGUGACGGACAUUAAGCAGUACCUGCGGUCUAAGGGAAUUUCCUUUCACGAUGGUUAUAGCUGUUUACAUGCAAGCAGUAUUUUUGUAGAGCCAAAAUCACAAUCACAGGAAGGAGCUGGGAAAGACAGCUAUACAAUGUUUAUUGACAAAAUGACUGGACAGUUUCUCUGUAAAGAGACUCUAGUAGAAGGAAGCUGGGAAGACCUGCAGGACUGUCUAGAGGUGAUUCAAAAAGAGGGACAAGCUUCAAUUAACCCGGAGGUUUUGUUGAGCUACUCCGAGAGCGUGGAGGAACAGGGGCAGAGGGAGAUGGAACUGAAGGAGGUUCACAGGAUUUGGAGCAGCUCCGUGGCAUUCUCAGAUCUCUUCGAUGAGGAAUUGCAGCUCAUCAAAACUAUGUUCCAGAUCACUAAGCUUAACAACACAACUCUGAAGAAGUUUGGAGUGAGAUUCUUUAAGCCGACUAAAAGUCUUGUUUUUCCCUGGUUUAGUGGAAGAGACUUGAGCCUGCGUGGCAUAAAACUGUUAUCUGCUGCUACUAAAGAUAAUGGCCAAGUGAUGUAUACAGAAGCUAGUAUUCCUAAAUUAUCCAAUUACUACAACCUUUUUGGCCUUCCAUUGGUAGGACGGAAGGAAACAGAGAUGGUCCUCACGGGAAGUGAGAUCGACAGUAUGGCAGUGAGUCAGGCCACUGGCCUGCCUGCUUUGGCCCUGCCACGUGGAGUCAGUUGUCUGCCACCGGUACUUCUUCCUUACCUUGAACAAUUCAGGAAGAUCACACUGUGGUUGGGUGGGGAUAUGCGGGCUUGGGAGGCUUCAAAGAUCUUCUCAAAGAAACUAGGAUUGAAGCGCUGUUCUCUUGUGCGGCCAGGCGACUUUCAUCCAUGUCCUAAUUCGGCUCUGGUGCAAGGCAGGAACCUUGCACGUAUAGUUAAGGCUUCCAUUCCUGCUGCCCACAAGUCUAUUGUGUCCUUCAAGCAGCUCAGGGACGAUGUUUUUGGAGAGCUAGCUAACGUUGAGCAGGUGGCAGGUAUAAAAUGGGCCCGGUUUCCUGAGCUCAAUCGAAUCUUAAAAGGCCAUCGGACAGGCGAGCUAACAGUGUUCACAGGUCCCACUGGCAGUGGGAAGACCACCUUCAUCAGUGAAUACGCUCUUGAUUUGUGUAUGCAAGGUGUGAACACAUUGUGGGGCAGCUUUGAGAUUAAGAACGUACGUUUGGCAAAAAUCAUCCUGACCCAGUUCGCUAUGCAGAGACUGGAGGAAAACUUGGAGCAGUACGACUACUGGGCUGAUAAGUUUGAGGAACUUCCACUUUACUUUAUGACCUUCCAUGGACAACAGAAUCUUAAAACAGUGCUCGACACCAUGCAGCAUGCUGUUUACCUCUACGACAUCAGUCAUGUGAUCAUCGACAACUUACAGUUUAUGAUGGGGCAGGAGAACCUGUCUGUGGACAAGUUUGCAGUGCAGGACAACAUUAUUGCAGCUUUCAGAAAGUUUGCAACAAACAGUAGCUGUCAUGUGACCAUAAUUAUUCAUCCUAGAAAAGAGGAAGAUGACAAAGAUCUUCAGACAGCAUCCAUUUUUGGCACAGCUAAGGCCAGUCAGGAGGCUGAUAACGUGCUUAUCCUUCAGGAGAAAAAGCUUGUUACCUGUCCUGGACGCAGAUCCCUACAGGUGGCCAAGAAUCGCUUCGAUGGGGAUGUGGGGAUUUUCCCUCUGGAGUUCAACAAGUCUUCACUUACCUUCUCUGCCCCAGUCAAGAGCAAGCAGAAACUGCGUAAGGUCAAAGGAGACAAGACUGAAAACUCAGAGACUGAGGUCAAGGAGAGAAAUGAGAAAGACGCAAAGCCUGCAAAAGAGCCUAAAACUCCAAAGGUGCUGAAAGAGCCAUUAACCAGAAAGAUUGAAACUACACAAGAAGGAAGACGCAAUAGUAAAGAGGAUGGUUAAAUAUUUAGAGAAAUUGAAUGUUGCAACUCAAGAAUUUUGCCAUUUGGUGUAACUACAGGACAUCAGGUAAAGUUUGCUUUUUUUUAUAUCGAAUAAGUAAAUUAUUAAGUAAGUGAAUUAUGCAUUAUCCUCAGCAUAGAUCACUGUUAAAAAUAAACAGUCAUGUUUGUUAUGAUCUAACUAUCAGAAAAGUAAAUAUUGAAACUGACAUUCUACAUGUGUAGAAUAUUAAUAUACGCUCUGUCCACUGUUAAUGUAGAUCAUCUCUGCUUUGUCAGUUUUGCCAAAUCAAAAAUGCAAUCUAAAUUAUUUCAAGAAUCAGGUAGAAAAUCUGAUCUGAUACCAGUCCAACAUUUCAUGUGUUUUAGUCAUUAAUUUAUACAAGUAUUAUAUCUGUGAUAAAACAUUCACAAAGGCACUGACCAUAUUUUUUUUUUAUUAAAUUCAUUUUAUUACAUAUGCAACUGAUAUUGAAAUAUUGUGUAUAGUUUUUUUUUUUAAAUAAAAUAUUUGUGUAUGGUAUUUUGAAUCAAUUUCUAUUUAAAUCCAGUUAUUUUCAAGCCGUGUGUGUGUGUGUGUGUGUGUGUGUGUGUGUGUGUGUGUGGUAAACCUCCUUUAAAUCAAUCUAACAACCAAACAAGCCUUUUUUUUUUUUUUUUUUAAAGAAUGCAUCCAUUUACAGCUUUCUGAGUUCCUCCUGAUCUUGUCGGCGUUUUAUUCAGGUGAAGCAAAUACUCUGACCUGCUGUGCAGAAUCUAAGGAGCACUGAAUCUCUCCAUUAAGGAUGCAAUCUAUUCCUUAAAGUUUUAGACACAAAUCCACCGGCUUUGCGUUUGUUUGACGUAUGUAACAGUUACGAAAUAACUAAAACCGUAUUAAAAAAGGAACCUACAAUCUUUU
This is a messenger RNA of Silurus meridionalis, 3102 nucleotides long. It is a transcript of the gene twnk, whose product is annotated as twinkle mtDNA helicase. Gene Ontology annotation, biological process: mitochondrial DNA replication. Lineage: Eukaryota; Metazoa; Chordata; Actinopteri; Siluriformes; Siluridae. Gene Ontology annotation, cellular component: mitochondrion. The record is from RefSeq and is a predicted model, not a curated record. Gene Ontology annotation, molecular function: 5'-3' DNA helicase activity; single-stranded DNA binding; ATP binding. The transcript is spliced from 5 exons. Bases 1 to 2202 code for a protein of 733 amino acids.